GCGGCCGCCGCCGCCCCCGCCGCCGGGGACAUGUCUAACCCCGGGGGCCGGAGGAACGGGCCCGUCAAGCUGCGCCUGACAGUACUCUGUGCAAAAAACUUGGUGAAAAAGGAUUUUUUCCGACUUCCUGAUCCAUUUGCUAAGGUGGUGGUUGAUGGAUCUGGGCAAUGCCAUUCUACAGAUACUGUGAAGAAUACACUUGAUCCAAAGUGGAAUCAGCAUUAUGACCUGUAUAUUGGAAAGUCUGAUUCAGUUACAAUCAGUGUAUGGAAUCACAAGAAGAUCCAUAAAAAACAAGGUGCUGGAUUUCUUGGUUGUGUUCGUCUUCUUUCCAAUGCCAUCAACCGCCUCAAAGACACUGGUUAUCAGAGGUUGGAUCUAUGCAAACUUGGGCCAAAUGACAAUGAUACAGUUAGAGGACAAAUAGUAGUAAGUCUUCAGUCCAGAGACCGAAUAGGCACAGGAGGACAAGUUGUGGACUGCAGUCGUUUGUUUGAUAAUGAUUUACCAGAUGGCUGGGAAGAAAGGCGAACUGCCUCUGGAAGAAUCCAGUACCUAAACCAUAUAACAAGAACUACACAAUGGGAACGCCCAACACGACCGGCAUCUGAAUAUUCUAGUCCUGGCAGACCUCUUAGCUGCUUUGUUGAUGAGAACACUCCAAUUAGUGGAACAAAUGGUGCAACAUGUGGACAGUCUUCAGAUCCCAGACUGGCAGAGAGGAGAGUCAGGUCACAACGACAUAGGAAUUACAUGAGCAGGACACAUUUACAUACUCCUCCAGACCUACCGGAAGGCUAUGAACAGAGGACAACACAACAAGGUCAGGUGUACUUCUUACAUACUCAGACUGGUGUGAGCACAUGGCAUGAUCCAAGAGUGCCCAGGGAUCUUAGCAACAUCAAUUGUGAAGAGCUUGGUCCGUUGCCUCCUGGAUGGGAGAUCCGGAAUACAGCAACAGGCAGAGUUUAUUUCGUUGACCAUAACAACAGAACAACACAGUUUACAGAUCCUCGGCUCUCUGCUAACUUGCAUUUAGUUUUAAAUCGGCAGAACCAAUUGAAAGACCAGCAGCAGCAGCAGGUGGUAUCGCUAUGCCCUGAUGACACGGAGUGUCUGACAGUCCCACGGUACAAGCGAGACCUGGUUCAGAAACUAAAGAUUUUGCGGCAAGAACUUUCCCAACAACAGCCUCAGGCUGGUCAUUGCCGCAUUGAGGUUUCUAGGGAAGAGAUUUUUGAGGAAUCAUAUCGGCAGGUCAUGAAAAUGAGACCAAAAGAUCUCUGGAAGCGAUUAAUGAUAAAAUUUCGUGGAGAAGAAGGCCUUGACUAUGGAGGGGUUGCCAGGGAGUGGUUAUAUCUCUUGUCACAUGAAAUGUUGAAUCCAUAUUACGGCCUCUUCCAGUAUUCAAGAGAUGAUAUCUAUACAUUGCAGAUCAAUCCUGAUUCUGCAGUUAAUCCGGAACAUUUAUCUUACUUCCACUUUGUUGGACGAAUAAUGGGAAUGGCUGUGUUUCAUGGACAUUAUAUUGAUGGUGGUUUCACGUUGCCUUUUUAUAAACAGUUGCUUGGAAAGUCCAUUACUUUGGAUGACAUGGAGUUAGUUGAUCCAGAUCUUCAUAACAGUUUAGUGUGGAUACUUGAGAAUGAUAUUACAGGUGUUUUGGACCAUACCUUCUGUGUUGAACAUAAUGCAUAUGGUGAAAUUAUUCAGCAUGAACUUAAGCCAAAUGGCAAGAGUAUCCCUGUUACUGAAGAAAAUAAAAAAGAGUAUGUCAGGCUCUAUGUGAACUGGAGAUUUUUACGAGGCAUUGAGGCACAGUUCCUGGCUCUGCAGAAAGGAUUUAAUGAAGUAAUUCCACAGCAUCUGCUGAAGACAUUUGAUGAGAAGGAGUUAGAGCUCAUUAUUUGUGGACUUGGAAAGAUAGAUGUUAAUGACUGGAAGGUAAACACCCGGUUAAAACACUGUACACCAGACAGCAAUGUUGUCAAGUGGUUCUGGAAAGCUGUGGAGUUUUUUGACGAGGAACGCCGAGCACGGCUCCUUCAGUUCGUGACAGGCUCAUCCCGAGUGCCUCUGCAGGGCUUCAAAGCUUUACAAGGUGCUGCAGGCCCACGACUCUUCACCAUACACCAGAUUGAUGCCUGCACUAAUAACCUGCCAAAAGCCCACACCUGCUUCAAUCGAAUAGACAUUCCGCCCUAUGAAAGCUAUGAAAAGUUAUAUGAAAAGCUGCUAACAGCCAUCGAAGAAACGUGUGGAUUUGCUGUGGAAUGACAACUUCAAGGAUUUACCCAGGACUUUAUUUAUACCCCUGACCGACAGCCUCUUUCAGCAGAGUUUCAAGGAAUGCUGAAAUACAGGAAAAUGCUCCCUCCCCCUUUAAAAAAAAUUUUAGGACACUGUGAGGGGAAAGGACAAUUUUGAAAUUCCUUUUCAAGGAAAAAAAGAGGUCUUUAUGCUUUGCCAUGAGGCCACAUUCAGCUGCUAUUUAAAAUUAAUAUCUUGAACCUAAAGAAUGCUGACUUUUCCUACAUUUCCAGAGUUAGGCAGUAUUCUACACUUAAAGACUACUACUAUUUUUAUAAAAGGUAAUCUAUCAGAUCGCUUCACAGAUUUCAAGUCUAUCAAACAUCAAGACAACUUCAGCAGUCGGUACAAGUCACAUUUCAUUUUAAUUGAAUACAUGAUUUUGAACAGCUCCUGUACUUGCUCUUUGUAAAAUAAAUUAAAUAAAAUUAUUUUGAAUUAUUC
Molecule: messenger RNA, 2754 nt
Organism: Camelus dromedarius (Arabian camel)
Lineage: Eukaryota; Metazoa; Chordata; Mammalia; Artiodactyla; Camelidae
Gene: SMURF2
Product: SMAD specific E3 ubiquitin protein ligase 2
Exons: 19
Coding region: 31-2277 (748 amino acids)
Biological process (GO): protein polyubiquitination; proteasome-mediated ubiquitin-dependent protein catabolic process; negative regulation of BMP signaling pathway
Cellular component (GO): cytoplasm
Molecular function (GO): protein binding; ubiquitin protein ligase activity
Source: RefSeq, a predicted model, not a curated record